AACAUCCAUUUCAAACAAUUUAAUGAUGGUGGACAAAUUGUAUUGGCGUAUUUGUUUCGUUAGCGCCGCAAAAUGUUAAACUAGAAUGUUAAAUUAAAAUUGUUUUUUAUUUUUUUUGUUAAAACAGAAAAUGGUAACAAUCGUUGAUGAUUUAGAGUCUCUAACAGUACAAGGGGCGAUUUUCAAAGAUGUUAAAUACUACCUUUCUGGCGAUGUUUCUGAAAAGAUUCAGCAGUUGCUUCAGUCAGGUGGGGGUGAAAGUACCCAAUAUUUCUCAGAUUAUGUUACUCAUCUGAUUUGUGGUCAAAAUGCCGCUGAUACAGAUAUUGAAGAAGCACAGGACAUCUAUCAGAUACCAGCAGUGACUGAGAACUGGGUUCUCGCGUGUGUUAGACUAAAGAAAUUGUCAAAUCCAGAACCCUAUUUUCCUAGCAAGAAUAAAAUUUUUUCAAAUGUUGUUGCAUGUAUCGCAAAAGUGUCUGCAGUCGACGCUAAGGCAUUAUUUGCGCUGAUUACUUACCAUGGUGGAAAAGUGAAUAUUAAUUUGGAUAGUAAGUGUACACACUUAAUUUGUGGCUUAGCAUCUGGCAAAAAAUACAGUGCAGCUCUUACUCUGUCUCACAAAAUAAAAAUCAUUACACCCGAUUGGGUUCAUGAAAGUCUUAGAGCUAGGAUACAAGCUGUGGCAGAAGUGUUCCACCCAAAAUUACUAGUUGUUCCAAAACCACCCCCUAAAGCAAUGGAUCGCAUUAGUGCAAUAACAGGCUUUGAUUUUGAAGAAGGUAUUGCUAAAAAUGAAGUGCCCACACAAAAUAUGUCUGAAAAUAAAAAUGAUGAUACUAAAGCUCUCUUAGACAAACUAAAACAAAGAAUGCCUUGGAACAGUAAUCUAUCCACUGCAAGUUCUUCAGUAGUCACUUCAUCCAGCGGUGGGAUGGGAUAUUCUGCUGCAGCCAGCUCUCCUAGUAUUAUAACUAAGGCAAUACCACAGGGUAUUGUAACACAAAACAUACAGUUGCAAAGUAAUCAGAGUAGCCCUCAACUCAUGCAAAAGUUUGGUCAAAAUCCAAAUGUAUCCCAGUCCAAUAUUCAAAGUCAGCCAGUAAACAUUCAACAAGGUUACACUCAACCUCAACAGUCUCCACAGCCACAUGGAUUGUCUGCCAUACAGAUUCAACAGCAAAAGCUUCUUAAGCAACAUCAAUUUAGAAUGCAAAUGCUGCAACAAGGAUUCACUCAAUCCAAUAUACCUGUAUCUCAGAUGAAUCAGAAUAGUAUGUCAACCCAAUUACAACAGCACAAUAUACAAAGUAGCCAGCAUCAUGUUCAACAAACGCAGACUGCACCAACUUCAAACACCACAAUGACAUCGGCCCAGCAGCAAAUUGAAAGUAUAAGUCAAAUGCUCAGCCAAAGUGCAAAUAACAUGCAGCAGGCUCAAUUGAAUCAGCAAAAUUACCAGAAACAAAGUUUGACACUGAGCCAGCAAAGUGCUGUUCAGAAUAUUGCACAACAAUUAGCUCAAUCCACACAAAACCUACAGCAAAGCUUACAGAAUGCAAAACUCAAUCAAGGCUUAGGGCAAAACCAGGUUCUGAACCAGCAAUUGUUAAAUUCAGGUCAGCAAAUGGCACAGAAUCAAGGACAGGUCUUACAGCAGCAGACUGUACAAUCUUUGACUAAUCAGCAACAAAAUAUUAACAUGGGUGUUGUUAACCAACAAGGGCUAGUAACAUCUCAGUCACAGUCUAAUCAAGGAGGUCAGCUUAAUCAACUUGUUGGCAGUAACCAGCAAGCUGUAAUUGGCCAGCAAAUGCAGAGUGUACAACAAUCCCUGCAAAAUCAACAAUCUGGAAAUGUGCAAGUUCAAGGGAAUUGGAGACAACAAAAUAUUCAAAUGGUACAAAAUGUCCAAGGCCAGCAUCAGAUUAUACGCAGUCCUCUAGUUCAGCCCCGUAAUCCACAAAAUCAAGUGAUACUACAACAACAACUGAUGCAGACUCAGCAACAAGCCCUGAUCAACAAUCAACAAUUGAGUCCACAACAUAGUGUUCAACAGUCACAACAAAUUCUACAACAGUCCAUAGGAUCUCAGGGACAGGGAUUAAACCAGACUCAUCAUCAAAUAUUGGUUCAGAAGCAGCAAUUGUUAAACAGUGGGCAACAACAGAUAGUGCAGGGUGCACAGCAAGUGCUGAUCAAUCAGCAUACAGGCCAGCAGCAGAUAUUAGUGCAUGGGAAUCAGCAGAUUACUCUUCAGUCACAGAACCAGAUUGUUCAGCAAGGACAGAUAAAUCAGGGUGGACAGCAAAUAAUUAGCCAAGGUCCACAAGUAAUGUCACAAGGAGGACAUGUUCUUACUCAACAGGGACAGCAACACCAAGUUGUGAUUGCACAAUCUUCACAGAUUGGAGGCCAAUCUGGUCAAAUAAUUGGGCAGAAUGUUGGGCAAACACAGCAAGUGUUGCAACAAGUGCCACAGUCCCCACAGCCUGGGUCUCAGAUGUCUGCUGGAAACAUACAACAGAUUAUCACACAUAGCGGAGGUCAACAGAUUGUGUCUCCUGGGGGGCAAUCAUGGCAACAGCAGCAGUACAUACAGCAGAGGCAAUCAAUUGGACAGGCUGGUGCUGUGGGACCAAGGGUAAGAAGAUAGAUUAUCCAUGAAUUCAAAUACUAUUCAUAUUUAGCAAUGGUUGCCUGCACAUUCAUAACUAAUAACUAAAUCUCGCUUAUUUGAUUAAGUUAUAAUUUUUUCAUUGCAAUUGCAUUAAAAUGCAUGUUUAAUUUUUAUUGUAUCUUAUAAGUCAUAUUUUCACAUGAACACAAAUUAUUUUUUAAUUGUGUUAACGGAACAGUGUGGUGUACUUUAGAAUUAUUAAUUCCUCAUUAGGUUAAGGACAAUUAUUAUAGUUACUGUUAAAUUUUGCUUAUGGCUUUGAAAUGCUUACAAUAUUUUGC
This is a messenger RNA of Leptidea sinapis, 2961 nucleotides long. Its product is annotated as PAX-interacting protein 1-like. The record is from RefSeq and is a predicted model, not a curated record. The transcript has 2 exons. Bases 131 to 2656 code for a protein of 841 amino acids. NCBI's taxonomy places the organism in Eukaryota, Metazoa, Arthropoda, Insecta, Lepidoptera, Pieridae.